UUUUCAGACAGCGUCUGCCGUCUUCAUCCUUCUCUUCCCCUCUUCUUCGUCGAUCUGCCCGCUUCAGCACAAAGAUCGGAAAAUGGAUUGGCAAGGGCAAAAGCUGGCGGAGCAGCUGAUGCAGAUAUUGCUCGUGGCCUUUGCUGUGGGGGCAUUUGCGACGGGUUACGUGAUGGGCUCGUUUCAGAUGAUGAUGUUGAUCUAUGCCGCGGGAGUGGUGUUGACUACAGUGGUAACUGUCCCGAACUGGCCCUUCUUUAACCGCCACCCCCUCAAUUGGUUGGACCCGAGCGAGGCCGAGAAGCAUCCCAAGCCCCAGGUUCAGCAGCAAACCCCCUCGAGUUCCAAGAAGAAAUCCUCUGGAAAGAAGUAGGUUGGGAUGUUUCAGUAAUGACCUUAGACUUGACAGAGGAUCUAGUUCACGUCGUACGAAUGGUGGUAUGACUGGAUUUUGGUGUACUUUGCAUGAGCUAGAUUUUAAAUUUACUUGGAUGGUGAGUAAAAGGAAUUUUCUUGCAUUCUAAUUGCCAUUAGAUUGCUUCUGUGACA
This is a messenger RNA of Punica granatum (pomegranate), 549 nucleotides long. Lineage: Eukaryota; Viridiplantae; Streptophyta; Magnoliopsida; Myrtales; Lythraceae. The record is from RefSeq and is a predicted model, not a curated record.